CGAAGGGAAGCUGUGGCGACUGCAUGUGGGGCUGGCAGCCCCCCAACUGACUGAAGAACAUGAAAGGAAUGGAUUUGCACCUUUCCUUUCUUCUCUGGAGAGCUUGGAAAGGGUUUGGUUGGGGCUGUCCGCCUCUAAACGUCAACUUUGCAGGGGUGGAAUGUAUUGUACAUAAAAAAUGAAGGGCGGCUCUUUUUCAUGGGAGAGGCAUUUUCAGCUGCCAUAAAGAAGACUAAGUUUCUAUGUUUAGAAAUGCUCUUUCGUCUUUCAAAGUUGGGGUGGGUUUUGUAGUUCCAUUCUUCCAUUUAAAAGAUAAUAUUCUUUCUACUAUACUGAUUUGGCCUCUGCUUUCUCUUCCAGGUGGGGCUAUUGACCUUCUGGGGAGAAAUAUUCCCUCAAUCCUGAGAAAGACUAAAGGAAUGGAUCCAAAUAUAAGCAGAAGGCUUUGCAUUAAACCCCAUGAAGAAGGUCAGCAUCAGCCAAAAAGUCGGUCUACUUCGAGGGUGCCUGGACACAAGCCUACAGACUGGGACAAAAGAUUUUUGUUGUGGGCAGGCCAUUUCAAAAAAACAGAGGAUAUACCAGAGACUGUCUCGAUUGAUACAAUCAGAGCAGCAAAGACCACACGGCAUGUGAAGCUCAGCUAUGUGAUGAUUGCCUUGACAAUAGUGAGAUGCAUAAUCAUGGUGAUUAGAGGAAAGCAGGCUGUAAAAAGGCAUCAAACUCUUACAAGCAUAAACUUGGAAAAGAAAGCACAAUGGAGAGAAGAAGCUACUCAGAGCACAUCUGCUAAACCUUAAAGGAGG
This is a messenger RNA of Pezoporus occidentalis (night parrot), 806 nucleotides long. RefSeq names its product family with sequence similarity 162 member A (gene FAM162A). The coding region runs from base 243 to 800 and encodes 185 amino acids. Gene Ontology annotation, biological process: positive regulation of release of cytochrome c from mitochondria; neuron apoptotic process; cellular response to hypoxia. The transcript has 4 exons. Lineage: Eukaryota; Metazoa; Chordata; Aves; Psittaciformes; Psittacidae. Gene Ontology annotation, cellular component: mitochondrion. The record is from RefSeq and is a predicted model, not a curated record.